This is a messenger RNA of Nicotiana tabacum (common tobacco), 1516 nucleotides long. RefSeq names its product ethylene-responsive transcription factor ERF061-like. Lineage: Eukaryota; Viridiplantae; Streptophyta; Magnoliopsida; Solanales; Solanaceae. The record is from RefSeq and is a predicted model, not a curated record. Gene Ontology annotation, molecular function: DNA binding; DNA-binding transcription factor activity. Gene Ontology annotation, biological process: regulation of DNA-templated transcription.
CCACAAAUAUCAAACUCAAAAAAUCUUCAUACUCAAGUCCCAACUUUUAACUUAUCUUCAUAUUUUCUCUCUUUUAGUUUCUUCAACCUUAUUUUUUGUUAAUUUUCAAGAAAAGGGGCAAUUUUUAUAGUACCCCUUUUUCCCAUUUUGUUUCUAUUUUCUCAUACCUUACUUGUCUCUCAUAGGAACUUAAUUUCUUGAAUUUUUUUUAUAGAGUUCAAGAAACCAUGAGAAAAAUUCAAGAAACCAUGUCUUACACAUAUGAUGAGGCUGCUCAAAUUAGAUCUUCUCUAUCUCAAAUUCUAUUAACAAGUAGUACCAAUACAUUAGACUCAAUCUUUUCUCAUUGCCAACAACAACAAACAACAACUAUUACGUCUCAGUCCCAAACAAUUUUUUCUGAUUGCCAAGAAUCAAAUAAUCAAAUGGCUACUAAAAAUGUUUUCGAGCCUCUAGGUUCUUCCGUCUACAACAAUAACAACUACGCCUUAGUUCCAGACAAUUUAGGUUCUUCGGUCUACCUUAGACAAAAAGAUUUGUUACAAAAAUUUUGGGAAGAAAAUAGAACAAAUGUUACAAUUCCAACAACUUCAACUCAAACCCCACAUCAAAAUACUUCUUUAUAUUCAAAGAAUUAUGUUUGUCCAAGUAAAAAAAAGUUAUAUAGAGGAGUGAGACAAAGGCAUUGGGGAAAAUGGGUGGCUGAAAUAAGACUACCUCAAAAUAGAAUGAGAGUUUGGCUUGGAACUUAUGAAACUGCUGAGGCUGCAGCAUAUGCUUAUGAUAGAGCUGCAUAUAAACUUCGAGGCGAAUAUGCACGAUUAAAUUUUCCAAAUAUUCGCGAUGAUACGAGCAAGUUAGGAUUUGGAGAUAGUACAACGAUGAAUGCUGUGAAGAGUUCUGUGGAUGCUAAAAUUCAAGCUAUUUGCCAGAAGGUUAAAAGGGAAAGAGCUAAAAAGGGUGCCAAGAAAAUAGUUGAAAGUGAUAAAAAAGUUGAAAAAAAUGUGGAUUUGGAUUCAUCAUCUUGUUCUUCUUCAAUUGUUUGUAAUGAAAGUUGGAGUAAUAGUGAUGUGAUUUCACAAAGUAGUACUGAAGAUGGAUUGUGGAAAAGUGAGAAUUCGCCUUGUUCUGUUCUUGAUGACCCCUACGUGGGGCCCAAGAACGACGAUCAUAUCACUAGCAUCACACAUCAGUUCGAAAAGCCAAUGAUGGAAUUGGAGUUUGAAGAUUGUUCUCUUGCAAGAGUGCCAUCUUUUGAUCCUGAGUUGAUAUGGUCGAUUUUGGCUAAUUAGAAGUUAUAUCGACUUGCUCUUCACGUGACUUGAACCUUCGACUUAUUUAGAAUCUCAUCUUGAGAUCUAGUGGAGACCAUUUUAUGUUGUUUGCAAUGUAAAUGGUUAAUUUUGAAGAAUGUGUAGUUAUUUAGUUUUGGUAUCUUUUGUCAAAGUUGAAUGGAAGUUUUGGCGUAACUGGUAAAGUUAUUGCCAUGUGAUCAGGACGUCAUAUAUUCGAGCCA